This is a messenger RNA of Neogale vison (American mink), 3894 nucleotides long. RefSeq names its product immunoglobulin like and fibronectin type III domain containing 1 (gene IGFN1). The transcript is spliced from 24 exons. The record is from RefSeq and is a predicted model, not a curated record. Gene Ontology annotation, molecular function: protein binding. The coding region runs from base 1 to 3894 and encodes 1297 amino acids. Lineage: Eukaryota; Metazoa; Chordata; Mammalia; Carnivora; Mustelidae.
AUGGCAGAGAAGCCCCCCAGGAAGUCCGCCCUUCAUGGGGUGAGCAUCCGGCAGCUGGUGGAGGAGAUCCCCGAAGGCUGCAGCACACCAGACUUCCAGCAGAAGCCCGUCGCCCUGGCGCUGCAGGAAGGGAAAAAUGCCAUCUUCCGGGCCCUGGUCUGUGGGGAGCCCCAGCCUGAGGUCCAUUGGCAGAGCACCAAAGGUCACCUCAGUAACUCCAGCAAGUACCACAUCUCCUCCUCCCCCAGCGGCAAGGAGCAUGUGCUGCAGAUCAACAAGCUGACGGGCGAGGACUCGGACCUGUACCGCUGCACUGCUGUGAAUGUCUACGGCGAGGCCACGUGCUCCACGAGGCUCCUGGUCAUCGAAGUUGGCUUUCGGAAGAACCGGAAGAGGCACAAGGAACCCCAGGAGGACCUCAAGAAGGAGCUGAUGGACUACCGAAAUCUUCUGAAAAAGAGGGCCCCGCCUCCCGCCAAGAAAAAGGUGGACCUGGAGCAGGUGUGGCAGCUUCUGAUGACGGCCGACCGCAAGGACUACGAGCGCAUCUGCCUGAAGUACGGCAUCGUGGACUACCGCGGCAUGCUGCGCAAGCUCAAGGAGAUGCGGAAGGAGCACGAGGACAAGAUGGCGCAGUACGUUAACACCGUCUCCAACUUAAGACACAUCAGGGUCAGCAAGGAGGGGGUCGCAACAUUUGAUCUGGAGCUGGAUCUCAAGGAUCCCGGGAGCAAGGUUUACCUGUAUAAGGAUGGUGAGAUGGUCCCCUACAGCCUUGACAACCAGACCAAGCACUGUCUGCGGCGGCUGGGGAAGCGCUACCAGUUCCAGAUCCGGGACCUGCAGGCUGAGGAUGCUGGCAUUUACCAGGUCAAGGUGGAGGAUGCCGAAAUCUUCUCCACGGAACUGGAUGCCAGCGCCAUCCCCUCCAGAGUGGUGGUCCCGCUGGUUGAGGCUCACUGUGAAGAGCAGGGCGAUGCUGUCUUCGAGUGUGUUCUCUCCAGCCCCUGCCCCCAUGCCACCUGGAAUUUCCGGCACCGGCCCCUCCCACCCAGUGAUAAAUACGAAGUGUUUGUGUCCCCUGAUGGGCUGACCCACCGGCUGGUAGUCAGGGGGGCCCAUUUGUCAGACAUGGGCCCUUACUCACUGGGCACUGGAUUCCACAGCUCUACUGCCUGGCUGGUCGUUGGAGCAGGGAAAGAGAAAAGCCUUCUGACUGCAAGUGCUGACCACCAGAGUCAUCUUGGCAGCAGGAGAGGUGGCCCAGAGGGCAGGUCAGACAUCUACGGUCAGGGGAGGGAUGCCACCCAGAGUCCCAGAUCCAGACACAAGCCUGGCACUGACGGUUUCUCCAAGGAGGCCCAAGGCCCCAGGGGCUACUUCUCCCAGGGCCUGGCUGACACGGAAGUGCAGCAGGGAGAGGCUGCUGUGCUCUCCUGUACCCUCACCCGCGACCUGGGCCCCGGUGCCUGGUUUAAAGAUGGAGUCAAGCUCAGAGCCCAGGAUGGAGUCGUCUUUGAGCAAGAUGGUCUCGUGCACAAGCUCCUCAUUGCCCACGUUCAGGGGACCCAGGCUGGGAGGUACACCUUUGUAGCCGGCAACCAGCGGAGCGAGGCCACCCUGAGUGUCCACGAUCGCCCCGUCAUCGCUGCUGAUGUGACCGAGAAACUGAGAGAGCCACUGGUGGUCAAGGCUGGGAAGCCAGUGACGGUGAAGAUCCCCUUCCAGAGCCGCCUCCCAGUUCAGGCUUCCUGGAAGAAGGACGGGACCGAUGUGGUGGACAGCGGCCGCCACCAGGGGGCGCAGGUGGCCCUGGGGGAAGGCUUCACACGGCUGUGCCUCCCCAGCGCCAGCAGGAAGGACGGUGGCCGGUACCGCGUGACACUGAAGAGCGAGGGCGGCUCUGUGCAGGCUGAGCUCACCCUGCAAGUUAUAGACAAGCCCCAGGCCCCACAAGGUCCCCUGGAGGUAGAGGAUCGCCGGGGGGCUGGUGUCUGCCUCCGCUGGCGGCCCCCAAAGGACGACGGGGGCCGGGCCUUGGAGCACUACGUGGUGGAGAGGCGGCAAGCCGGCCGGACCGCUUGGCUGAAGGUGGGCGAGCCCCCUGCCGGCAGCACCACCUUCACCGAUGCCCACGUGGAGCAGGGCAGGAAAUACACCUUCCGGGUGCGAGCUGUGACCUCUGAGGGGGCGGGGGAAGCCUUGGAGUCCACGGAGCUGCUGGUGGCUCCUGAGGCUCUCCCCGGCCCCCCUUCAAGCCCAGCCAUCCAGUCGGCCUCCAGCCAGGGCAUCACGCUGACGUGGACGGCACCUCGUGGCCCUGGAAGUGCCCACAUCCUGGGCUACUUGAUUGAGAAACGCAAGAAGGGGAGCAGCGCCUGGACACCAGUGAAUGCCCAGCCUGUGCCUGAGAGGAGGUGGACCGUGGCAGACGUGCGACAGGGCUGUCAGUAUGAGUUUCGGGUCACAGCUGUGUCUCCCUCUGGCCCCGGAGAGCCUGGGCCUCCAUCGGAUGCCGUCUUUGCUCGGGACCCCAUGAGACCCCCCGGGCCCGUGCGGGACCUCCAAGUCACAGACACGUCGCACACUAGCAUCUCCUUGAGCUGGGCCCAGCCAGACACGCAGGACGGGGAUACAGCCCAGGGCUACGUGGUGGAGCUGCGUGGCUCAGACAGUCUGCAGUGGAGCCCCUGCCACGAGGGCACCGUGCCAGUCACCACCUUCACUGCCAAAGGGCUUCGGCCCCAAGAGAGCUACUUCGUGAGGGUGACAGCUGUCAACGACGGAGGCCGUGGCCAGCCCACCUCCCUGGACACGUUAGUGCAAGUCGUGCCCGUUGCUGUCCGUCCCAAAUUCCUGAUGGACUCCAGCAGACGGGACUCGCUGAUGGUCAGAGCUGGGGAGACUAUUCGUGUGCCUGUCUCCUUUGAAGCUGUCCCCAUGCCUGAGGUGACCUGGCUGAAGGACGGCUUGCCCUUGCUUAAAAGUAAUGUGACCUCCACCAAGGAGGGCCUCACCCAACUUCUGAUUCCUGUGGCCAGUCUCUCAGACAGUGGCGUCUACACCGUGCUGCUGAGGAGCCUGCAGGGCACAGAGGCUCUCUACCGCUUCUCCCUCAGGGUGGCAGCGUGUCCAAAGGCCCCUGGGCCCAUCAGCCUGAAGGAGAACGUGCCCGGGACAGUGACGGCCGAGUGGGAGCCCUCUCCAGACGAGGCUGGGGGUGUCCCCCUGUACUACGAGGUGCUGACACGCUCCUCGGUGCAUGGGCCCUGGCGCCAGGCGGCCGACCGUGUGCACACCAACCACUACACCCUCCUGGGUGUGCUCCCCGGCCGCGAGUACCACUUCCGGGUGGUGGCCAAGAACGAGCUGGGGGCCAGCCUGCCCUCGGACACCAGCCAGCCCUGGUGUAUCCCCCGGCAGCGAGACAGGUUCACCGUGAAGGCUCCAAGCUACCGGGAGCCUAACCUGAGCCAGAAGCCCCGGUUCCUGGUGGGGCUGCGGACCCACCUGCUGCCGCAGGGCUGUGAGUGCUGCAUGAGCUGUGCUGUGCAGGGCUGGCCGCGGCCCCACGUCACCUGGUUCAAGGACGACCAGAGCCUGGCCGGAAACCCUGCCGCGUACAGCACCGAUGUGCUGGGCGUGUGCUCCCUCGUCAUUCCCAGCGUCUCCCCCAAGGACAGCGGCCAGUACAAGGCAGUGGCGGAGAACGCGCUGGGUCAGGCUGUCAGCACUGCCACCCUCAUUGUCACAGGGGAAGGGCUGGCCCAGCAGUCCCAGCGAAAGUCUGCUGUUCCCCCGCAGCAGCACCUGCCCCCACCCCCACCCCCACCCCCACCCGCCGCCUGCGUCACAGGAGCUGUUGGUGCUUGUACCCGGCUUCCCAAGCGAUGA